Messenger RNA from Dermacentor silvarum, 1197 nucleotides. RefSeq lists its product as uncharacterized. The record is from RefSeq and is a predicted model, not a curated record. The transcript has 12 exons. Bases 13 to 996 code for a protein of 327 amino acids. NCBI's taxonomy places the organism in Eukaryota, Metazoa, Arthropoda, Arachnida, Ixodida, Ixodidae.
GCAACUCAUUUCAUGAAAUCGCAGGACGAAGAAAUGCUGCAGAGUUCUGAUUCGUGGAGGAGCGUGCAGCAGAACGGACGCAUGGAUAACGUGGUCACCCGAGGUGCCAACCGCCUAGGGAUUCGGAGCCCCACCGACGACAUGAUGCUGGACGAGCCCAUCGUGCGACUAGGCAGACGCGGUGUUGCGGCCAGGAUGCGCGCCGACACCGACCCGCUCGGGCUACGCUCGGGCAUCGAUCGUGGGACAGCGCGGACGCUUCGUCGAGCGAGCCCUGCUACGGAAGACCAGGGAUUGACACUCGAGGAGCUGCUACAGCAGAAAGCCGAAUCCCGCCGCCAGGAGCGCUUGUCAGAGCAGCGUCAACUGGAGAUAGCGGACACACUUUAUCCUUUCGGCAGAAGACCAGAGUCUAGGAUGGCCAUGGCAUCCGGGAGCAGGAGACCCUCGGCGGCGUCGUCCAUUGAAGAGAUCGAGCGCUACAGUCCGUGGGGCAAAGGAGUCGGUAACCCGUCACCCAACCAGAACUUCAGGCGGCGGUCACGUGAGAGGACCAUCGCCGAGGAGACUGACACAACGGAACAACCAUUCCUUACCGGUGGACACCCGUCCGCAAGAAUUCCAAGGAAAGCCAGGAGCCGAGGCCUGAGUGACGUCACCCUUCAAGAAGAAUACGACACCCAGGACACCUUCCCAUGGGCGAGACACACGGGGCCACCACGCGAGAGGCACGGUGCCUUGGCUGGCAUGUCCUUCAGCGAGAAGAUGGGUUGGUCUACAUCCGACCACAAUCCAAAGAAAACCAAAGAAGAGAAUCGGGAAUACUUGGAGUCCCUGAAGGACGAGAUGGACCACCGGAGGAACAGGCUUCGGGACGAGAUCCUCCAGGAAGCGACCUCUAAUCCCAGCAGCCUGGCCACCGCCAUGCACCAUUCCCUGGUUGGCAAGCCUCCGAUAAGCACGGCACUUCGGCGGCGAACAAGGCACCUGCUGUGACCGUGGCAACGACCUUGAGACAGCACUUCCUUUAGCGACGCCUCAUGGUGUAAAAUGCUGAGACCACAGCAGAGCUUUCUUGUUUGAACACGCAACGUUCUAGCUUUGCUGCCAAUUGGGGUUGCCACCUUUGCCAAGGCAAAACAAAAAACGGCACCGAGAAAAUGAGGAGCGUGAUUUCUUUUUACGUACUACAAUAAA